AUGGACGCUCUUACAAUGAUAUCGAUCAUGACCCUAAUGCUCUUUUCUGGAUCAGCACGUGCCGCAACUCUUAUCGUGUCCAACCAGUUGCAUACACGUGGUAAUGUUCCCGUCUUCGUCACGUGCCACGGCACAAUUCCUAAGAUGUCCAAAUCCGUACCGUUGGGUCAAGUGUCGUUGACAAAGCUCAUCACACCCGUUGCCGGCAAUAACGCGACCGAUGAAAAAGCCGGAUCUAGAGUGCUGCAGCAAAUGAGUUGCGUAGGAACCUUUUACACCGAAUCACAUUUCGGGCGCACUGAGAGGCCGUACGUUUUGUACGAUUCAUACAUUGAUUCUAAGUUGUGUAAAAAUGCAUGUCUCGUCGUUGUCAAAGACGAUGGCUUUUACCGUUGGAACAAUGACAAGAAUGUUUGGGACAAGAUUCCUCCGAUCAUCUGGACUUAA
Messenger RNA from Microthlaspi erraticum, 447 nucleotides. Lineage: Eukaryota; Viridiplantae; Streptophyta; Magnoliopsida; Brassicales; Brassicaceae. The record is from the annotation of a GenBank genome assembly.